Molecule: messenger RNA, 300 nt
Organism: Prunus armeniaca (apricot)
Lineage: Eukaryota; Viridiplantae; Streptophyta; Magnoliopsida; Rosales; Rosaceae
Source: the annotation of a GenBank genome assembly
AUGCCAACAUGUUGCGUCUCUCUCUCCGCAUUUUACGAUAGCAACAUUGUGUCGUGCCCAACUUGUUCAUGUGGCUGCCCAAGUAAUACAAGCAGCCCACAAAUAUGUGCAGAGAGGGAUGCCAUGAAUAGCUUCGAGCCUCUGGUUCGAUGUAGUGAUCAUAUGUGCCCAAUCCGAGUUCAUUGGCACAUUAUGAUGAACUACAAGAAGUACUGGCGGUUAUCCAACAUCCCAACUUCGAUGACAUGGCUCGAAGUUUCAGCUUCAACUACAAAUCUCCGAGUCUCUAUGGGACAAUAA